Hypanus sabinus (Atlantic stingray) is the source of this 5382-nucleotide messenger RNA. Its product is annotated as cysteinyl leukotriene receptor 2-like. The record is from RefSeq and is a predicted model, not a curated record. Gene Ontology annotation, biological process: G protein-coupled receptor signaling pathway. Lineage: Eukaryota; Metazoa; Chordata; Chondrichthyes; Myliobatiformes; Dasyatidae. The coding region runs from base 288 to 1241 and encodes 317 amino acids. Gene Ontology annotation, molecular function: G protein-coupled receptor activity. Gene Ontology annotation, cellular component: plasma membrane. The transcript is spliced from 3 exons.
UAGGUUGUCAAACAAGGAACUAUCUAAUAAGAAGCACUGAUGUACCUUAUCGAGAACUAAAUCUUACCGAGAAACUUUACUGGUACGAAGCGCAACACGCUGUUCGCGUUCCAACACAGGAGCAGAUUAAUUUACAGUUUCAAAAUAACAAACAAGGAAAAGGGCCCGAAGCAAGAGUUUGGGCACCCUGCAUGGAGUAACACCCUGAUGCACCGUCAAUAACUCUCGGAGACCGGAGGCAAAAGAUCACCUCCAUCUCUAAGUCACAAAUUUCUUCAGAGAAGAGGAUGAUUAACAUUACAAGCCCUGAAAAUGAUGUUUCUUUCUGUGAAAACAUCAGUGACUUCAAAUUUUCUACCUACCCUCCAGUGUACCUGGUCACAUUUAUUCUUGGGUUUAUUGAAAACAGCUUCUGUUUAUAUGUAUUCCUAAAGUUAUACAAGACGAAGACUGAAUUCAGCAUUGUCAUGGUGAACCUGGCAAUUGCGGACCUAUUCUUCGUUUGCACGUUGCCUUGGCGUGUUUAUUAUUACUGGAAAGGCGGCAUUUGGAAUUUUCCACAUUCGCUCUGCAGAUUCAUGUUUUAUGCACUCUACCUCAAUAUGUACUGCAGCAUCUACUUUCUGACCCUAAUGAGCAUCUUGCGUUAUUUUGCAAUUGUGCAUCCACUUAAAUUUUUAAAGUAUAGAACAAUUAAAAAUGUCCUAAUUUUGUGCAUAUUGAUAUGGGUAUUUGUGGGUGUAGUAGCUAGUCCUUUACUAAUAGAAGACAAUUAUAUUGCAAAGAAUAAUAGAACAAUAUGCCUUGACCCUAAAUAUAAAAUUAGUAGUAAAAUAUACAAGAUGAAUUUAAUUUCACUGCCAGUAGGUUGUGUUAUUCCCUUCCUUAUUAUCACUAUUUGUUACAUUUUUGUUCUUAAAACUUUAUUAACUUCAAAGGCAGAGCAUGCCAAGCAAAAAUGUUCCCGCAGAAAAGCUAUAGUAAUGAUUAUUAUUGUUAUGGUUAUAUUUCUGACCAAUUUCCUGCCCUACCACAUUUUGCGGACUGUCCAUCUCGCCAUGAAUUACCAUGGCAGUAAUAGCACAACCCAAGUUAAUUGUUUCAUUCAGCGUUCUGUGGUGAUCACCCUGUGUGGUGUAGCAGUCAAUACCUGUUUGGACCCUCUUUUAUAUUACUUUGGAGCAGAAUCCUUCAGGGAUAAGCUGAGAAGCAAGAAGACUAUGGUGAACAAUCAGUUAUGAUUUAUCUCCUACAAUUCAUUGUAAGACUAACAGUAUGUGGAAUUUCUCCUUGCUUCUCGGUCAAGGAUCAAUCAUAUUGGUUUUAGCUCCUGUCUUUAAACAACUUAUUUUGACAUACAAUCUUGGCAGUUUUCAUCAAAAAGCAGGAACUUAUCCUUGAGCUUAACUCCGGACAACUGUUAGAAACAUAGAAAACCUAUAGCACAAUACAGGCCCUUCGGCCCUCAAAGUUGUGCCGAAAUUGUCCCUACCUUAGAAAUUACUAGGCUUACCUAUAGCCCUCUAUUUUUCUCUAAGCUCCAUGUACCUAUCCAAAAGUCUCUUAAGAGACCCUAUCGUAUCCGCCUCCACCACCAUUGCCAGCAGCCCAUUCCUCACACUCACCACUCCCUGAGUAAAAAACUUACCCCUGACAUCUCCCCUGUACCUACUCCCCAGCACCUUAAACCUGUGUCCUCUCGUGCUAGCCAUUUCAGCCCUGGGAAAGAGCCUCUGACUAUCCACAUGAUCAAUGCCUCUUAUCAUCUUCUACACCUCUAUAAGGUCACCUCUCAUCCGCCGUCGCUCCAAGGAGAAAAGGCCGAGUUCACUUAAACUGUUUUCAUAAGGCAUGCUCCCCAAUCCAGGCAACAUCCUUGUAAAUCUCCUCUGCACCCUUUCUGUGGCUUCCAUAUUCUUCUUGUAGUGAGGUGACCAGAACUGAGCACAGUACUCCAAGUGGGGUCCUAUAUAGCUGCAACAUUAUCUCUUGACUCCUAAAUUCAAUUCCACGAUUAAUGAAGGCCAAUACACUGCAUGCCUUCUUAACCACAGAGUCAACCUGCGCAGCUGCUUUGAGUGUACUAUGGACUUGGACCCCCAAGAUCCCUCUGAUCCUCCACACUGCCAAGAGUCUUACCAUUAAUACUAUAUUCUGCCAUCAUAUUUGACCUACCAAAAUGAACCACUUCACACUUACCUGGGUUUGAACUCCAUCUGCCACUUCUCAGCCCAGUUUUGCAUCCUAUCAAUGUCCCACUGUAACCUCUGACAGCCCUCCACACUAUCCACAACACCUCCAACUUUUGUGUCAUCAGCAAAUUUACCAACCCAUCCCUUCACUUCCUCAUCCAGGUCAUUCAUAAAAAUCACAAAGAGUAAGGGUCCCAGAAUAGAUCCCUGAGGCACACCACUGGUCACUGGCCUCCAUGCAGAAUAUGAACCCUCUACAACCAUUCUUUGCCUUCUGUGGGCAAGCUAGUUCUGGAUCCACAAAGCAAUGUCCCCUUGGAUCCCAUUUCUCCUUACUUUCUGAAUAAGCCUUGCAAUGUGUACCUUAUCAAAUGCCUUGCUGAAAUCCAUAUACACUACAGCUACUGCUCUACCUUCAUCAAUGUGUUUAGUCACAUCCUCAAAAAAUUCAAUCAGACUCAUAAGACAUGACCUGCCCUUGACAAAACCAUGCUGACUACUCCUAAUCAUAUUAUACUUCUCCAAAUGUUCAUAAGUCCUGCCUCUCAGUAUCUUCUCCAUCAACUUACCAACCACUGAAGUAAGACUUACUGGUCUAUAAUUUCCUGGGCUAUCUCUACUCCCUUUCUUGAAUAAAGGAACAACAUCCGCAACCCUCCAAUCCUCCAGAACCUCUCACGUCCCCAUUGAUGAUUCAAAGAUCAUUGCCACAGAGGCUCAGCAAUCUCCGCCCUUGCCUCCCACAGUAGCCUGGGGUACAUCUCAUCCGGUCCCAAUGACUUAUCCAGCAUGUUGAUUUCCAAAAGCUCCAGCACAUCCUCCUUCUUAAUAUCUUCAUGCUCAAGCUUUUCAGUCUGCUGCAAGUCAGCACUACAAUCACCAAGAUCCUUUUCCAUAGUGAAUACUGAAGUAAAGUAUUCAUUACCUUUGUCAUUUCCUCCAGUUCCAUACACAUUUUUCCACUGUCACACUUGAUAGAUCCUAUUCUUUCACAUCUUAUACUCUUGCUCUUCAAGUACUUGUAGAAUGCCUUGGGGUUUUCCUUAAUCCUGCCCGCCUGGCCUUCUCAUGGCCCCUUCUGGCUCUCCUAAUUUCCUUUUUAAGCUCCUUCCUGUUAGCCUUAUAAUCUUAUAGAUCUCUAACAUUAUCUAGCUCUCUGAACCUUUUGUAAGCUUUUCUUUUCUUCUUGACUAGGUCUAUUACAGCCUUUGUACACCACGGUUCCUGUACCCUCCCAUAACUUCCCUGUCUCAUUGGAACGUACCUAUACAGAACCCCACACAAAUAUCCCCUGAACAUUUGCUAGAUUUCUUCUGUACUUUUCCCUGAUAACUUCUGUUCCCAAUUUAAGCUUCCAAGUUCCUGCCUGAUAGCCUGAUAAUUCCCCUUACUCCAAUUGAACACUUUUCUAACUUGUCUGUUCCUAUCUCUCUCCAAUGCUAUUAUAAAGGAGAUAGAAUUAUGAUCACUAUCCCCAAAGUGCUCUCCCACUGAGAGAUCUGACACCUGACCAGGUUCAUUUCCCAAUACCAAAUCAAGUACAGCCUCUCCUCUUGUAGGCUUAUCUACAUAUUGUGUCAAGAAACCUUCCUGAACACACCGAACAAACUCCAUCCCAUCUAAACCCCUUGCUCUAGGGAGAUGCCAAUCAAUAUUUGGGAAAUUAAAAUCUCCUAUCUUGACAACUCUGUUAUUAUUACACCUUCCCAGGAUCUGUUUCCAUAUCUGCUCCUCAAUAUCCCUGUUACUAUUGAGUGGCCUAUAAAAAACACCCAGUAAAGUUAUUGACCCCCUUCCUGUUCCUAACCUCCACCCACAGAGACUCCGUAGACAAUCCCUCCAUGGCGUCCACCUUUUCUGCAGCUGUGACAGUAUCUCUUAGCAAUGGUUACCUAAGUUCUUUCUAGCUUUUGAAAAUCAAAAUUCACAUAGCAUUUAUGUGAUAACCCUUGUUGAGUAAGCUGUUUUAUGCAUUUUCCUUCACAACAAAACUGACCAGAAACACCUGAGAAGCAAGAUCCCACCAAGAAUGAACCAAAGGAAAUUAGCAUGAUUUUUCAAAAUAACCAGAGAACGUGGUGAAACUAAAAGGUAAUGAAUCCCAAAGACCUGAUGAUCUACAACCAAGGGUUUUAACGCAUUGGGUAUAGAGACAGUGAAUUCGCUGUAUCCAAAGUUACACAUAUUCUAGAAUUUUUCUUGUUUAUUGGAAGGCAGCAAAUAAGUGGGAUUGCCUAAUGUUGAUGCUCAAGUGACAUGGGUAUUCAUAAAUCACUGAAAGUGAUUAGGGAGGCAAAUGGUAUCAUUAUUAUGCAAGGAUUUGAACACAUUCGUAAUUGAAAAGUUCAUGUCUCAUCGCUGUUAAAAUUCUCUGUCCUAAAGGGCUGUGGAGGCUCAGUUAUUGAGUUAAUUAGAAACAGAAUUUGAUAGAUAUAUGAAUAUCAAACGAAUCUGGAGAUAGGGCAAGAAAAUGAUGCAGACGUAGAUUAAUCAUGAUCUUUGUGAUUAGCAGAACAGAAUCAAAUGGCCAAAUGGCCUAAUUCUGCACUAUUUCAAUUGUUACUAAAUCUUUCUUUGGAAUCUUCUAGCCUUUUGAUAGCUGAGCUCUUUGAAUUUGCCCAGUUUUAAUUGCGCCACUGCUUUCGGCCGUGUCUCAUUUGCCAGAAUUAUAAUUUCCAGAAUUUCUUCAUAAAACCUUUCUGCUUCUCUAAAACUUACUUCUUCGACAACUGUUAGUAAAACAUGACACAUCUGGUUCAGUUUGUGAUGUUACCUUGAAAGGUUAUAAUUGUUAAAACAAUUGUAUAAAUACAAGAUGUUGCCACAGUUAUUGGCCAUAAUGCAAUAUUUGGAUACAUGCAAUUCUAACAUUAAAUUAUAUCUUAUUACUUCUUAAGACCUAGCUGUCUAUUUCUGAAACUGCAGUUACUUGUUUUAUUUCUAAUCAGUUCUUCAGGCCAUUGCUUACCAAAACCCACAUUACUGAGAAGUCUAAUUACUUACCAGGAGAGCUAGAGUACAUCUACAGUAGGUAGUUAUGUAUUUAGUGUUUGAGUUAUAUUGUAAGCAUUUUGUUGAUUAGGCAUUCUUGUUCAUUCAAAUAGUUCAUAUGUAAAGUAAAGUGAAUUGCAUACAUCAUGCACUACUACAUGAUAUGUGUGCACUUCAUUUAAAAUAAACUCUAAGUUAG